Molecule: messenger RNA, 297 nt
Organism: Parnassius apollo (apollo)
Lineage: Eukaryota; Metazoa; Arthropoda; Insecta; Lepidoptera; Papilionidae
Source: the annotation of a GenBank genome assembly
AUGUUAUCUCAAGAUUGGAAAGAGUAUGUGCUGCUUGCUGGAGAUCAGCUACAAGAGAAUUGCAACGUCGUGAUCACCAAGACUCCAAUCGCCCUGGUCUGUCAGAAGCCAUUUUGCCUAAUGUUGGAUCAACUAGCGAUCUCAAUAUUCCUGAGCCGCCCCCUCUUCCACAACAAAACCUACACACUACUCAUAUUAGAUCAAAUCCAACAAUUAGGUCUUCAGUGUGUAAGCGUGCGGCUAGCACAUCCAAUCACUGUAUAUUUGUUAAUUGUUUUGAAACAGAACGUUUACUAG